Molecule: messenger RNA, 519 nt
Organism: Lodderomyces margitis
Lineage: Eukaryota; Fungi; Ascomycota; Pichiomycetes; Serinales; Debaryomycetaceae
Product: DUF4149 domain-containing protein
Exons: 1
Coding region: 1-519 (172 amino acids)
Source: RefSeq, a predicted model, not a curated record
AUGUCUUCAAUUAUCAAUCAAUUAGGUCUCAACACUAGAGUUCCAUACCACUUCUUGUUCUACUCAUUGUCGUUUGGAGGUACCGCCUUCUACUCCUACAUUGUUUCUCCAGUAUUAUUUAAGGAGUUAUCAAGAGACGACUUUAGCAAAGUUCAAAGCAAAGUCUUCCCUCGUUAUUUCAAAUACCAAAUCCUUUCUCCAUUGCUUUUAGCUGCCAUCACUCCAUUCAAGUUGUGUCCAUUCUCAGUUGGCACGUUGGCAAUUGCUUCACUUUCAGGAAUUGUCAAUUUGUUUUACUUGGAGCCCAAAUGUCAUGCCAUUAAGGAGGAGAGAAUUAAGUUGACUGCUAUUGGUAAGGAAAAGAAGGAUAAUGGUGAGCCAAGUGAUGAGAUGCAAGCUUUGACUACUAGCUUUCGCAGAUGGCACGGAUUGAGCAUGUUGGUUAACAACUUGUCGGUUUUGUCUUUGGCUGUUUACGGAUUAACUGUAGCUAAAGGAUUAACAUUGAUUAAAUACUAA